UUCAGCCGGCCGCUCCCUGGGGACCCGCAGGUGUCGCUGCCCUUCCAGGCCGGAGCUGGCCCAGGAGGCCCCUGGCCCACCCCCUCACCCUGGGAGGCGCAUUUCCUGCUUGGAAUCUCAGGCCCCAGCGUCUGGCACAGGCUGGGGGCGGCAGAGCUGAGGGUAGUGGACCAGCUGCAGGAAGCCGGGGCGGCCACCAGAUAAGCCUCUACCCCGCCACUUCCUUAAGGCCCGCGGCCGUUUAUGGGAGGACCCGAGACAUUUGCAUCGGGGCCCUGCGGAGGGGCCGCUUCCCGGUCUGAGGGACGAGGCCGCGACCAGGCCCCGGCCCUGGGGCAGCCUGGGCCACACCCCGCGGGACUCCCAGGGGGGAGGGCGACCUGUAUGCGGAGCGCCGUUCCUGCGCCAUGGACCGCGGCCAACCCAGCCUGGAGCCUGCUGCCGCGGCCCCCCAAGCCUCGGGCCGGUGCGUGAUCGCGCCGGUGCGCGCCGUGCUCCGCCUGCGCCGCCCGGUGUGCGUCCUACGCAAGCGGCGCCUCCUGCAGCUGGGUGGGGGGCCCGACGUCGGGACCCGGGUGCCCAGGCCGGGCUGCAGCCCCCCGGCGCCGCGCAGGGACCUAGACCAGCCGCAGUUCUUCACCUUCGACGGCCCCGCGGAGCUGCCCUCCAGGACGCCACGCAAGAAGCGCCGGCGCAGCCGCCUGGUGCUUUACCCAGAGACCUCGCGCAAGUAUCGGCCACGCGUGGAGCACAGGAGCCGCGCGCAGUGCUGCCUGCUGCUGCUGGUCGCCAUCGUGGGCUUCCAAGUUCUCAACGCUAUCGAGAACCUGGACGAUAACGCGCAGCGCUAUGACCUCGAUGGACUGGAGAAGGCGCUGCAGCGCGCGGUGUUCGGCCAGCCCGCAGCCAUAGCGCGCAUCGUGGCGCUGAUGCGGGACUACCUGGCCACGCACGUGCACAGUCGUCCGCUCCUCCUGGCGCUGCACGGGCCCACUGGCGUGGGCAAGAGCCACGUGGGCCGCCUGCUGGCGCGCCACUUCCGCUCGGUGUUGGAGGACAGCUCGCUCGUGCUGCAAUACCACGCGCGGCACCACUGCCCCGAGGGGCGCGCCGCACAAGACUGCCGGGAGGAGCUGGCUCGGCGCGUGGCCGACGUGGUGGCGCGGGCCGAAGCGGAGGAGAAGACCCCACUCUUGGUGCUGGACGACGUGGAGCUCCUGCCGCGGCCGCUGCUGGACGAGCUGCACGGCUUCCUGCAGCCGCAGCGCUCCCACCACUUCCACAACGCCAUCUACGUGCUCCUAAGUGGCGCGGGUGGCUCCGAGGUCACGCGCUUCGUGCUGCAGAAUGCGUCACGCGCGCUGCCCCUGCCCCCCGACGGCAUCCGCAGUGCUGAGGCCGCAGCGGCACAGGUGGAAGAGGACCUGCGCGCAAGCCUGUGGGCUCUGCUGUCCCGGGAGCAUCCGCUGUGGCAGGCCGCGGCCAUCGUGCCGUUUCUGCUGCUGGACAAGCGGGAUGUGGUCAGCUGCUUCCGGGACGAGAUGGCAGGCGAGGGUUUCUUUCCUGACCAGGCCCGGGCGGAGGACCUGGCCGCACAGCUCAGCUUCUACCGCGUAGCUGGCCACGAGUUUGCUGUCACUGGCUGCAAGCAGGUGGUGGCCACGGUGAACCUCCUGUAGUGGAGGUGCAGGACGGGACGUUUGGGUUGAUGGCGGCAGUAGGAGGGCGACCAGGGACCUUGUGGGCUGGUGCAGGCCCCUGAGG
Rhinopithecus roxellana (golden snub-nosed monkey) is the source of this 1764-nucleotide messenger RNA. It is a transcript of the gene TOR4A, whose product is annotated as torsin family 4 member A. Gene Ontology annotation, cellular component: nuclear envelope; endoplasmic reticulum lumen. Bases 408 to 1679 code for a protein of 423 amino acids. Gene Ontology annotation, molecular function: ATP binding; ATP hydrolysis activity. The transcript has 3 exons. The record is from RefSeq and is a predicted model, not a curated record. Lineage: Eukaryota; Metazoa; Chordata; Mammalia; Primates; Cercopithecidae.